ACCGGUGAUGCGUUCGAAAAAAAACUGAAGUGACACGUCCACCCACCCUGUCAAACACCUAAUAUUCCCGUGCUUCUGCAUGACAAUUUUUCAUGUUUUAACUAUUAAAAAUGCCGUUGCGUCUGGACAUCAAGCGGAAGCUCACGGCGCGCUCGGACCGCGUCAAGUGCGUGGACCAGCACCCGACGGAGCCGUGGCUCCUGUGCUCGCUCUACAGCGGCGACGUCAACAUAUGGAACUAUGAGACACACGCACAGAUCAAGAGGUUCGAGGUAUGCGACCUGCCCGUACGCACGGCGAAGUUCGUGCCGCGCAAGAACUGGGUGAUCACCGGCUCGGACGACAUGCAGAUCCGAGUCCUCAACUACAACACGCUCGAGCGGGUGCACUCGUUCGAGGCGCACUCCGACUACAUACGCUGCAUCGCCAUACAUCCCACUCAGCCGUACAUACUCACCUGCAGUGACGACCUGCUGAUCAAGCUGUGGAACUGGGACCGCAACUGGGCGUGUCAGCAAGUGUUCGAGGGGCACACGCACUACGUGAUGCAGAUCGUCAUCAACCCGAAAGACAACAACACCUUCGCCAGCGCCAGUUUAGAUACCACUGUCAAGGUGUGGCAGCUCGGCUCCUCGAUAUCGAACUUCACACUGGAAGGUCACGACAAGGGCGUGAACUGCGUCGACUACUAUCACGGCGGAGACAAGCCGUACCUCAUCAGUGGCGCGGACGACCGCCUCGUCAAGAUAUGGGACUACCAGAACAAGACCUGCGUGCAGACCCUUGAAGGUCAUAAUCAAAACGUGUCGGCGGUGUCGUUCCACCCCGAGCUCCCGAUCCUGCUGACCGGCUCCGAGGACGGCACCAUCAGGAUAUGGCACGCUGGCACUUAUCGGCUGGAGUUCUCGCUCAACUAUGGCUUCGAACGUGUUUGGACGAUAUCUUCGAUGCACGGCUCCAACAACGUGGCCAUUGGUUACGACGAGGGAACUAUAAUGAUAAAAGUGGGCCGCGAGGAGCCCGCGAUAUCAAUGGACGUCAACGGCGGCAAGAUCAUCUGGGCACGCCACUCGGAGAUGCAGCAGGUCAACCUCAAGGCGCUUCCAGAAGGUACAGAAAUUAAGGACGGAGAGCGCGUCCCAGUAGUGGCUAAGGACAUGGGCUCCUGCGAGAUCUACCCUCAGACGAUCGCUCACAACCCCAACGGCCGGUUCGUGGUGGUAUGCGGCGACGGCGAGUAUAUCAUAUACACUGCCAUGGCGCUCAGGAACAAGGCGUUCGGCACUGCGCAGGAGUUCGUCUGGGCGUUCGACAGCUCCGAGUACGCGACGCUCGAGAAUUCCAGUACGAUAAAGGUGUUCAAGAAUUUCAAAGAGAGGAAGAGUUUUAAGCCUGAAUAUGGUGCUGAAGGUAUCUUCGGCGGAGUGAUGCUGGGCGUCAAAUCCAUUAGCGGCAUGGCCUUCUCCUUCUACGAUUGGGAACAGCUAGAGCUUAUCAGAAGGAUCGAGAUCCAGCCGCGUCACGUGUUCUGGUCGGAGAGUGGCAACCUGGUGUGCCUCGCCACCGACGACACGUACUUCGUGCUGCGGUACAACGCGGCCGUGGCGACGCGCGCGCGCGAGUCCAACACGGGCAUCACAGAGGACGGCAUCGAGGACGCUUUCGAGGUUGUGGGCGAGGUGAACGAGACAGUGAAGACUGGGCUAUGGGUGGGCGACUGCUUUAUCUACACCAACUCGCUGAACAGGAUCAACUACUACGUGGGCGGCGAGAUCGUCACCAUCUCGCAUCUCGACCACACCAUGUACAUACUCGGAUACGUGGCCAAAGAGAACAGACUGUACUUAAAUGACAAGGAGUUGAAUGUGGUCUCCUACUCUGUGUUGCUGUCGGUACUCGAGUAUCAGACGGCUGUGAUGCGUGGCGACUUCGAGACUGCGGAUCGUGUGUUGCCGACCGUACCGCACGACCACAGAACCAGGGUUGCGCACUUCCUAGAAAAACAGGGCUUCAAGCAACAAGCCCUAGCCGUGUCGACGGAGCCGGAGCAUCAGUUCGAGCUGGCGCUGUCGCUGGGCGAGCUGCGGCGCGCGCAGCAGCUGGCGGCGGAGGCGGCGGCGGCGGAGGGGGCGGACGGGCCCGCCGGCGAGCUGUCGCGCUCGGCCGCCGCGCGCUGGUCCCGGCUCGGCGCCGCCGCCUCCGCCGCCGCCGACACCGCUCUCACCAAGAUAUGCUAUCAGAACGCGCGCGAUUACAGUGCACUGUUGCUGUUCGCUGUCAGUACUGGCGACAAAGCGUUGUUGGAGGAGGUGGCACGCAUGUCGGGCGAGCAGGGCGACGACAACGUUGCGUUCGUAGCGUACUUCACGCUCAACGACCUGGACGCGUGUCUGCGCCUUCUCAUAUCCAGGGGAAAACUGCCCGAAGCCGCUUUCUUUGCCAGAUCAUACAUUCCAUCGAAGAUGUGCGAGAUUGUGAAGCUGUGGCGCGAGGCGGUGGGCGCCACCAACAAGAAGUCCGGCCAGUCGCUUGCUGAUCCAGAGAAUUACGAGAACUUGUUCCCUGAGUUUGCGGAGUCGUUAGAGCUGGAACAGUUCCAGCGGAAGUUCGGGUUUGAAUACAGCACGCAGUUGCAACACCUCGAGGAGAACUCCAAGCGGUGCAACACCGAGCGCAGCCUCGAGGAGGAGCGUGCGCACGCGCUGCAGCUUGGCAAAUACGCGCCGCAACCACUUUCGAUACAGAGUGCACACGCGGCGCCAGAGAGCACGCUAGCGCUUCAGGAGAACGCCAAGCACAUACCUCCACCGGCGGCGACCCCGUCGGACCCCUCGCCAGACAAACUGAAGCGCAAGGAUUCGCUCGACAUCAUGGAGGAGAUCGAGCGUGAGAUCGACGACAUCGUGCUAGAUGCCAAUACUGACGGCGAGGUGAGUCCGGCCCAGUUUUGAUCCAGUUGGGGGCGGCACCCAAGCGUGGGGUGCCGCUUCGGGUCCGGCGGCCGGCUGCGACGUCGCUACCCGCUGCGCCCAGUGCGAGUGUGCCUGUCCGACGAGGAGUAGACGUGACCAUAGCCUGCGCACAUUUAUGGGUUGCCACACCGAUAACAACUUGCUUUUGUCGAAAUCUUCCUUUCAACAAUAGGAUUUAUUCAACAAAUAGUGCUGCAAAAUUAUAACAUUGUUUCCUGUAAAUAGUCCACAUUACAACCGUGAAAAUUUUAAAGUUGUUCUUUAAUGUCCGUAGUGUAAAUAUACGUAGUUGGUUCAUUGCACGAUCAUCAUCAUUGAAGGUUAACACACCCGUAGGAAAUAAUGAGACGAUGUAAACAGCUGGAAAAUCUGUCAUUGUUUUAUUUUGUGGGAUUCCGAGUUUCUAUGUAUGUUAGGGAUUCCAUUUAUAGGGGUUGGCAACCCUGCAUUUGCUGUCCAGGGGACAAAUUGUCCAAAAUCUGUCGAGCCUCUAAAGAUCUAUUCACAUACAUCCAUACCUCAUUUGUAAUUAAGAAAGAAAUAUAUAGAUUCAUACAUUUAAUAUAAACCCGUUCACACACAUCCGUACGGUCCCGCACGGCCUGGAGACGGCACGGAUGCGUGUCGAUAGAUCAUGAAGGCUUCCACUAACACAUAUAGCACUUAGGAGCUCGGUUUGAAAAAUAGACAUAACAUUAGUUUCCGUAUUGACGUGCGUGUCCAUCGAAGCGUCUCGGAGCGGAGCAGUCUCAGAAUGAUCUUAUUGGUUAAAAAUCCUUUCCGCUUCGCAUUGAUCGACCCGCACGCUCAAUGGGCUGUUCAUAAUAUGUUAGUUAAAACAUAUAGUACCACACUUUGUCUCCCGCAGAUCUUCACUUGCGAUAACUGUUACAUUAUUCUGCUAUAGUAUAUAAUAAAGAUUUAUUAGGUGAAUAAUAUACACGAUCAUGAAAGCUUGACUCAAUAUUGCAUGAUAUCCAUUGGUCACGUAUAACUGCUGUCGGCUGAUGAUCUUUUAAUUGCAACUUACGACAGGUGGGUUCCACACAGUUAAUUGUAAGUUUUAUGCAAAAUAUUUUCAUGAUCUAUUAGAACAGUUAUAAUAUGAGAAAACCAUUUCGCCUGGAGCGUCUGUGCUUCUUCUAACUUUCGAUCUGUGACCGAUUGAUCCGAGGGCGCGUGUCAGUCAAUGCGGAGUGGAGUGGAGACAUGCCUUAAUGCCGAAUUGCUUCAAGCCAACUUUAGUGUGGUGUAUUGCUUCGGCGGAGACUUGCAAUGGCGAUUGUUCAAUAAUUUUCUUGACUCCGCCCCGCUCUGCUGUGACAGACAGACGCUGUCGAGGAUGUGCUGGAUGUGUGUGGGUUUGGUGGAUUCGUCAAUUCCUGUCAGUGGUCACCACUUACAACUACAUCGCUAACAGUGUUAGUGUUGUAUGUAAUGUACAUAUUCCAUUCUAGUGUUAAUGAAAUAUUGACUUAUAUUUACACAUGUUCCGUGCCCUCAGUGUCAUGUAGCUAGUUCUAAAUGGUUGACGUCUUUGUGUUGUGCAUCUGUAGCUAACGAAAUUUGUAGUUAAAUCAAUUCAUAAUAAUUAUUAUUCGUUAAAUGACAAUAAUAUUCUAAGAUAAGUGUGUGUCGAGCGCAGUUGAGCGAGCUGGCUGGACUGAGUAGAGCUGUAAAUAUUAACCAAUAGAAUUACACAAACGUGCGUUAGUUUUUUGUGCGUUUCUAUUGGUUCGUAAGCAUUAGUUCGCGUCCGCUGCGCAUGCUCGUUCGGCAGUGAUCGACAUGCACGCUAAUGUGUAAUAAAUCCAUAUUUGUUAUGUACAUGAUGACACUAAGGGAUACAAAUAAUUAAAUAUCGAAACUAUUUUAAAUUGUUUAGGAUCACAUGACAGUAGUUGUAUAUUCGAUGCAUUUUAUUAAAUAAAAAUUUUUCUCUUUAAAUAAAUACAUAAGGGAAAUGAUGUAGAAAGGUAAUAAUCCAAUUUAGUAAUAUUAUUUAUAAGAGCUUGCCACACUAUAGUUAGUUUGUUCCCGCGUGGUCACCCGGCCCGCGUGGAUACAUUACAUGAGUAUAAUCCGGGCUAGAUACAGUGUGGCUGGCUGUUACUGAUUGAUGUCCCUCAGUAGACGUUCCCAUCCAUGAUCAUAGUCAUUCUCCCAAAAUUUUCAAAUGCUGAACGUUUAUUGAGUGAGUUGUCGAAAUAUACCGAAGACAUCCAUUGGCAUUAUAAAUUAUGACAUUGAAGGAUUUUAAAAAUAUUUGAUAGUCCAAAUUGUUAGUUUUAUUUACUAGUGUGUGGUAAUGAUUCCAAAUUUAAGUUUUUUCAUCGAACUUUUAAUUUAAGGGAUUUAUGCUAACACGUCACAGCGUGGCGCCGUUGUACCUAAUGUUUAUGCCAAUGUUGCACCGCUACGUCAUGUGUGCUCAUCCUUUAUAUUAAACGAUGUUUGGUGAAAUUUUA
Molecule: messenger RNA, 5440 nt
Organism: Manduca sexta (tobacco hornworm)
Lineage: Eukaryota; Metazoa; Arthropoda; Insecta; Lepidoptera; Sphingidae
Gene: beta'COP
Product: coatomer subunit beta'
Exons: 17
Coding region: 111-2951 (946 amino acids)
Biological process (GO): intra-Golgi vesicle-mediated transport; retrograde vesicle-mediated transport, Golgi to endoplasmic reticulum; intracellular protein transport
Cellular component (GO): COPI vesicle coat
Molecular function (GO): protein binding; structural molecule activity
Source: RefSeq, a predicted model, not a curated record